AUGGACGAUGAUGUACGACAGGAAAUCCUCCAGCGAACUCUGCAAGAGGUGGAGGAGGCUGAUAUCGCUAAUCCCUGUGUCAUUUGUCUAGACAAAAUCACCGAGCCCUGCGUGGCACAGCCAUGUCAUCAUGAAAACUUCGACUUCCUGUGCCUCGUCAGUUGGCUGGAGGAACAGCCUACCUGUCCACUAUGUAAAAGCGAGCUGACAGCCGUGAAAUACGAAGUCCAAGCCCCGCAAGGCCCGAAGCUGUACAAGGUCCCGCCGCGGACCGCGAAGCCUCCUACCUCAACGGCACCUCGAUCGCGUCCAGGAGCUCGUCAUGGCCCGCGAGGAGGGCGCAACUUUACACAACCGCCGCGUCCACAGCCAGAUGAUCCCCUCCAACGCCGGCGCAAUGUGUAUCGCAACCAAACAUACUCCAUGCGAGUCGGGACCAAUCGCCUAUCGCAAUACCGAGAAAUGACACCGGAUCUCUUCAACCGCGAUGAAGAGCUCGUGAGGCGAGCUCGGAAGUGGAUCCGCCGUGAAUUGAAAGUAUUCAGCUUCUUGAACCCCGAGGCGGAAGAGGAAGAGCGGACGCCUCAGCAAGUGUCACGGCCGGGACACCAACGGCUGGAGAAUCGCAGAGCGAACAAUGCCGAGUUUCUUCUUGAGUAUGUCAUCGCCAUUUUGCGAACGGUCGAUCUCAAAGGUAGUACUGGACAAGCGGAGGAGCUGUUGCGCGAUUUCAUCGGACGUGAGAAUGCUCGUUUGUUCAUCCAUGAAUUGCAGGCGUGGCUGAGAAGUCCCUAUACAUCCUUGGAGGAUUGGGACCGCCAUGUGCAGUAUCCGAAUACUGCGCGAGGGCUCAAUCGUUUCGACGACGGCCAUACAGGUCACGGUCUCAAGAGGCGCUUGAUCGGUCUAGGCGGCUGCAACAUGCUCAGCAACGAUAUCAUCCGUAUUGACUGGGCAGUCUAUCUGACUACAAAGCGGAGCUUGGGUGUGGUAACGGCUGCCUCGGAAUCGCCUCAGCAUGUCUUCCAUCAUCUCAUUUUUGAUAGAAUGGCCAUCUGGGCGUAG
This is a messenger RNA of Penicillium arizonense, 1065 nucleotides long. Its product is annotated as RING finger domain protein. The transcript has 3 exons. The record is from RefSeq and is a predicted model, not a curated record. Lineage: Eukaryota; Fungi; Ascomycota; Eurotiomycetes; Eurotiales; Aspergillaceae. Gene Ontology annotation, molecular function: ubiquitin protein ligase activity. Bases 1 to 1065 code for a protein of 354 amino acids. Gene Ontology annotation, biological process: protein polyubiquitination; protein monoubiquitination.